Molecule: messenger RNA, 693 nt
Organism: Aphanomyces astaci
Lineage: Eukaryota; Oomycota; Saprolegniomycetes; Saprolegniales; Verrucalvaceae
Exons: 3
Coding region: 1-693 (230 amino acids)
Source: RefSeq, a predicted model, not a curated record
AUGAAACUUCAACGUGGUCGCACGCUCACUCGGCCUGAGAAGUUGGCCGUUUCUGCACUGCGAAGCAACUACGGCACAGAUGAUGUUUCGGACGAAGAUGCUGGAUUUGCCGAAAGAGCGUUGAAACGUGCGCGCCUGGCCGACGAGAAUGACACCUAUGUCCUCCUUGGUGCUGUCUCCCCAACGUCAAACAUACCCGAGCGUGUUUUCAGCAUGUCGAGUGCUUUGAUUGGCCUCGACCGUUUUUCACUCCAUCCCAUCAUGAUUGAGGCGACGCUCUUCCUAAAGUGCAACCGCAGCUACCGGGACGUAUCGACUGUCCACGAAACGCUUGAUAAGACCCGCAAGCCCCAAAUCGCGGUCACCAAAGACAUCGGCGAACUAUUUGAUUAUCCGGAUCUGCCGGUUAAGCUACGCCAAGACCUUUACGUGUUAACCCGUCACCACCGCGUGGUUAUCAACAAGUUGCGUGCCCAGAUCCCAGAAGCAAAGAACUCCGACGCCCGCAACGCCAUCGAAGAGAUCACAGACUUAUUGAUCCACCGGAACGACCAAAUCGAAGAACUGAUUGAAGGAGUCCUCGACCGUAAGAUUCAAGUGUACCACAAGGCCCGCAUAAUCAAGGCUGAAGCGAGACCUGGUACCAAGAACGGCUUUCGCUCGGUGAGUCUCCAAGCACCAUCAUUGAACUAG